Messenger RNA from Nothobranchius furzeri (turquoise killifish), 2804 nucleotides. It is a transcript of the gene basp1, whose product is annotated as brain abundant, membrane attached signal protein 1. The record is from RefSeq and is a predicted model, not a curated record. NCBI's taxonomy places the organism in Eukaryota, Metazoa, Chordata, Actinopteri, Cyprinodontiformes, Nothobranchiidae.
CUUUAACAUAUCUGAUCCGAACUCCUCUACUCUGGACGUUUUCAGAUUGGAGCUUCCACACAAAGCACGCGCGUGCACGCAGCAGUGAGUGCGUGUGCGCGCAGGCGGAGUAGCUGAAGCCGCACCGUAGAGCAGGCACAAGCCGCCGAGCGCGCAGGGGAAGCCGCAGACAGACACCGCAGCCGCUGCCUGAAACUGCAAGGGGAGCAGACGGAGGUCGGAACUUCUCAGUCCACGAGGCCAGAGAUCUAAAAUGGGAGGCAAGCUUAGCAAAAAGAAGAAGGGAUACAGCGUGAACGACGACAAGUCCAAAGACAAGGAUGCCAAAGCGGAGGGAGCCUCUGCAGAGGAAGGCGAAGCACCGAAAGACAAGAAGGAUGAGGCCCCGGCAGCCACCGAUGCUAAUGAGGUAGCAAACGACACGGCUGCCAAAGACGCGCCGGCCGCAGACGCUGCAGCACCAAAAGAGGAGGAGAAGAACGCAGCUCCCGCCAAAACGGAGUCCGAAAAACCCGCCGCUAACGCCGAGGCACCCAAAAGCGCAGAAGCUGGCAAGGCUGAGGAGAAACCAGCUGCCCCGGCCAAAGAUUCAGCUCCCCCUGCCAAGGAGCCGGAGGCAAAGACCGCGGCAGCCGCCCCGGCAGCAGAGAGCAAAGGUGAGGCCGACGCCAAAAAGACUGAGGCCCCCGCAGCACCAGCAGCCAAAGCCGAGACAGCUGCCUCCCCCGACCCUAAGCCAACAGAGGCAGCUCCAGCACCGCCCAAGGAGGCCGUCGCACCUAGUUCUACACCAGCCGCUGAACCUCCCGCCAAGGAGGUGAACGCCACAGAGGCACCAAGCAAGGAUCAAACCGUAGCAGUUCAAGAUUAAUGGACAGCUUCUUUUUCGGAAAUGAAGAAACAAAUUACCUAACUCCACAGUGAAGAUUUAAAAAAGGGGGGAAAUGAAAUUUACUGGCCCGCCCACAUCACAACGAUAAUAAUAAUAAUAACAGUAAUAACGAUGAUAAUAGUUGUAACGAUGGUUUGUUGAUCGAGCUGAACUGGAGAAAACCACCUGGAGAUGAUUCCCAAACGAUGAUUACUGAUAUUAUUGUUAUGUUUUACUCUAUUUUUUCUGCUGUAGUCUUUGAACUUUGAUACAGAUUUGUGUUGAUCAUCUCCAUCAUCUCAUCCAGAGGUUUCGCCCACAGAAGGCCUGCUUUCUACUCACCUGCAUCCGCUGCCCUUUGGGUACCGACCUGAGAGAAGGAUCGGGGGAAGGAGGGUUAGAAACCACCUCACCAGCUAAACUUAGACCUGUCCCCUUUGUUGGCUUUGGCCUGGUACUUCCAGAUUUCUGCUGGUUUUUCCAGGAAGUCCGGAUGUAUCGGGCCAAGUUUCCUUUGGUAUUGGGUUUUGUGGACCCACAUUCAUCUCUAAAAACACUUUAGCAGAAAGUUAAAAGUAAGAACCAGGAAGAGUGCUGCGGCUUUAUGACAUUUUAAAGGUUGACCAAAAGGCCAGCUUUGCAGUGAACCAAAUGUUGGAUUUUUUCUAACAAACGUAUGCAUUUUGUACAGAAACCCUUAGAUAUAUUGUAAUUACACUAAGUGGGUUUUUUAACAUUUGUAAUACUUUAAAAAAAAUCCGCAAAGCCUUGCUGAAAAAGAUCUUUACAAUGUUCUUAUGAAGCUGAAAGCGAUUCUCUGGUCUUACGGAGACAAAGCCGACCGACGACCCAGAUUAAACAGGAAGUAGAAUAUUGGAGAGCGUUUGAUGCUUAAAAAUGCCUAAAUGAGAUCUUUGCUGCAUCAGGAAGACGCUUCAGAUACAUUUCUACGGCCAACGAUUGGGUUCAAACAGUUUUGUGUUUUAGUUGCCUUAAUUAAAACUCAACAACUUUAAACUUCCCCUAGAAGAAGUGUUAAAAAUAACAGGUAGCAGCUCUGAGGCGGUACUUCCUGUUUUUAGAAACACCUCAGGGUGGCGUUUUGAUGCUAUUUGGUCCACGGUUGUUGGACUGCAUGUCCCUGUGCAGUCCAAACUGAAAACAACCAAAACCUACAGGAGCAAGAGGUUAAAUCUGCCUUGUCUCCAUAGCAACAACAGACCAUCAUGUGAUCAUGGGUUGAAAGAGGCCUCUGACUUAGACAUCUGUCGUUUUUUUACAUAUAUAUUCACACACACACACACACAUCUAUGUACUGGUGGAAGAAAACGAUGUAAAGGGGAAACCAGGAAGGUUUGUGAAAAGGUUGAAGGUCAUCCAUUCGCUCCACAAACGUUUCUUCUUUAGCUCAUGACCCAACUCAUGAAACUUGUUGGUUCUGGAGGGAACUGGGCAGCAAACACAAAAGGAAACUAUCUCUUCACUUCCAACAACGUACCAGCAAACCACCAAACGUUCCUCAUUCCACCUUUGCAUAAAUGCAGGUAUAUGUGUAAGUCAUCUCAGCCAUCCAUCUGCCACCUUUUCCUUUCCAUCCGUCGGACAUGCAGCGUGUUGCUUUGCAGCACUCGUAGCAGAAACAAACACACGAGGACGCGUGUGUGUCGCUCCAUUCCGUUUUUUUCCCUCUCUUGACUCGGUAAAUUGCAUGUCCGUGGUUGGGUGAACCUGUAGUCCUGUCUUCUUUGGUCAAGUGAAAAAAAUAAUAAUUUCUCCGUCAACUACGAUUGAUAUUCCCAUUCCAUGUUUCACCUCCGCUAUUUCCACACGCUCACUCAGACAAACAAAAAAAUGAAAUGAAAAUUGAUUGAUGCGUUUAAAAUUAUAUGUACUUGUAUAAAUGGUGCAACAGUAAUAAAAUGUAAGAAAAUGA